GCCGUGUCGACAAAAGUGAGAAAUUUAUAUCUACGACUGUAGAAUCUUAGUUAUAUUAAACAAAUAUGGCUGCACACACACACACAUUACACAUACUAGUUUGCUGGCGCAUGGCGGCCGGUCACAACACGACACACACAAUAGCCGAUGAGUGCAGCUAUAUAUACCCAUCUCCCCUCCCCUUGUGAAUUCCCCCCCUCUCUCUCUCUCCAAAUUAAAAUGUGCCAACAAAGCACUCCCAUGCCACCCAAGACGAAAUGCGUAUCCUCCUCACCAACGGAGCACCUCCUCCUCCUUCCCACGAAAUCAGCAGUGGAGGAACCUGCCGCAACAGUUAUGAAGGAGGCCCUCUCCCUGGGGCGCAUGGCCUUCCCCAUGAUCCUCACUGGCCUCCUCCUCUACUCCCGCUCCAUGAUCUCAAUGCUCUUCCUUGGGCGCCUGGGCGACCUGGCCCUGGCCGGCGGCUCCCUGGCCGUGGGCUUCGCUAACAUCACGGGCUACUCCAUCCUCUCCGGUCUGGCCGUGGGCAUGGAGCCCAUCUGCGGUCAGGCCUUCGGCGCCAAGAAAUACAGCCUCCUCGGCCUCACCCUCCAGCGCACCGUCCUCCUCCUCCUCCUCGCCUCCCUCCCCAUUUCCCUCCUCUGGCUCAACAUGGAGCGCAUCCUCCUCCUCUGCGGCCAACACCCCUCCAUCGCCGCCCAAGCCCAGUCCUAUCUCCUCUUCUCCUUGCCCGAUUUAUUCGCGCAGGCGCUGCUCCACCCGCUGCGGAUUUAUCUCAGAACCCAGUCCAUAACCAUGCCGCUCACCUUGUGCGCCGCCGCCUCCAUCCUCCUCCACGUCCCCAUCAACUACCUCCUCGUCUGCAAGCUCGGCCUCGGCAUCCAAGGCGUGGCGCUCAGCGCCGUCUGGACCAAUCUCAACGUCGUCGUUUCACUCAUCCUCUACGUAGUAAUCUCCGGCAGCCACCGGAAGACCUGGGGCGGCCUAUCGCGGGAAUGCCUCACCGGCUGGAAAUCACUCCUCGACUUAGCCAUUCCGAGCUGCAUUUCGGUGUGCUUGGAAUGGUGGUGGUACGAGAUCAUGAUUCUCCUAUGCGGCCUCCUCAUCAACCCCAAAGCCACCGUCGCCUCAAUGGGGAUCCUCAUCCAGACCACCGCAUUGAUCUACAUAUUCCCUUCCUCCCUCAGCUUCAGCGUCUCCACCAGAGUAGGCAACGAGAUAGGGGCCCGCAGGCCGCACCGGGCCAAAUUCGCGGCCUCCAUCGGCCUUUCCGCCAGCUUCUUGCUGGGCUUCGUGGCCCUCUUCUUCGCGGUCUCGGUCAGGAAAGUGUGGGCCCGCAUGUUCACGGACGACCAGGAGAUCAUCGCGCUCACCUCGCUGGUGCUGCCCAUAAUCGGGCUCUGCGAGCUGGGGAACUGCCCGCAGACGACGGGCUGCGGGGUGCUGAGGGGCACGGCCCGCCCCAAGGUGGGGGCCAAUAUCAACUUGGGGUGCUUCUAUCUGGUGGGGAUGCCCGUGGCCGUUGGCUUGGCCUUCUACUACAACAUGGAUUUUGAGGGCCUCUGGAUCGGGCUUUUGGCGGCCCAGGCUUCGUGUAUGCUUACCAUGAUGCUCGUGCUGCUCAGAACCGAUUGGGAAUUCGAGGCCCGAAGAGCCGACGACCUCACCGGGACCUAUCAAAUUCUUGAAUUUCAACAUAACCAAGAUUGUCUCUGUUGAUUUUUUUUUUUUUUUAAUUUUAUAUUUUACUAUUGAAAUGUAAAUGGAGGAGAAGAGGAGGGGUAGAUUAGAUAUGAGAUUUUUUAGGCAGGGGUAAGGAUGUAACUUCGCGUUGCUUCUUAGUGGGAUUCAAGGAAUUUGACAAUGUGAUUGUGAUGAUAAUUUUUUUGAAUAUCACGAGGGAAAGCACCGUAGCCUUAAUUUUUUA
Messenger RNA from Salvia miltiorrhiza (redroot sage), 1927 nucleotides. RefSeq names its product protein DETOXIFICATION 49-like. Gene Ontology annotation, cellular component: membrane. The record is from RefSeq and is a predicted model, not a curated record. Bases 148 to 1719 code for a protein of 523 amino acids. The transcript has a single exon. Gene Ontology annotation, molecular function: xenobiotic transmembrane transporter activity; antiporter activity. Gene Ontology annotation, biological process: xenobiotic detoxification by transmembrane export across the plasma membrane. Lineage: Eukaryota; Viridiplantae; Streptophyta; Magnoliopsida; Lamiales; Lamiaceae.